GAUGCUCAGAUUUGUAAACUUGGACUUGUUUGUUGCGUUUAUUGUGUGCCAUAAAAGUAUAUUUUAAAGAAACAUGUCUUUAGCUGACGAAUUACUUGCUGACUUGGAAGAAAAUGACGAUGGAGAACUUGAAGCUCUCAUUGAAACUAAUAAAAUGGACGAGGACCAUGAGUUCGCCGUUCCAUACCCCGUGAUUCCAAAAGAGGAAGACAUAAAAAACGUGUCUAUCAGAGAACUAGCGAAAUUGAGACAUUCGGAUCGAUUGAAACGGGUAAUGACAUCAAUAGAACACAAUAUUGGAAACAAUAGACAGAAAAUAGAAGUGACAGGUUUAAUGGAGACCGAUCCGGAGUACCAGCUCAUUGUAGAAGCUAAUAACAUUGCUGUUGAGAUUGAUGGAGAAAUUGCAAUUAUCCACAGAUAUGUUCGGGAUAAGUAUCAGAAAAGGUUUCCCGAGCUAGAGUCUCUGAUCAUAUCACCACAAGACUAUAUCCGGUCUGUCAGGGAACUGGGCAAUGACUUGGACCAGGCUAAGAACAAUGAGACCCUGCAGAGUUUCCUCACACAAGCUACUAUUAUGAUUGUGUCUGUUACUGCAUCUACUACACAAGGGAAAAUAUUGACUGAGAAAGAGCUAGCUGAGAUAAAUGAAGCUUGUGACAUGGCUUCUGAGCUGAAUAACUUCAAAGCAAAAAUCUAUGAAUAUGUUGAAAGCAGAAUGGCAUUUAUUGCACCAAACAUAACAGCUAUAGUUGGAGCGUCAACAGCUGCAAAGAUCCUGGGUGUGGCAGGAGGUUUGUCCAAGUUGGCCAAAAUGCCAGCUUGCAAUAUUCUACCAUUGGGACAGCAGAAGAAAACACUGUCUGGCUUCUCGCAGGCUACGGCUCUACCUCAUACAGGAUUUAUUUAUUUCUCAACUAUUGUUCAGGAUACACCACCUGAGCUAAGAUACAAAGCAGCGAAGUUGGUAUCGACAAAAAUAACGCUGGCAGCCCGAGUGGACGCUUGUCACGAGAGCACUGACGGACACAUCGGACGAAUGCUCAGGGAGUCCAUUGAAAAGAAACUUGACAAAAUGCAGGAACCACCACCAGUUAAAUUCGUGAAACCCCUCCCGAAGCCCAUAGAGCAGAGCAGAAAGAAGAGAGGCGGCAAGCGCGUGCGCAAGAUGAAGGAACGAUACGCCAUGACAGAGUUCAGGAAGAAUGCUAACAGACUUAACUUCGCUGACAUCGAAGAUGACGCGUAUCAAGAAGACCUAGGCUACUCUCGCGGUACAAUCGGCAAGUCGAGCACCGGCCGUGUGCGUCUACCGCAAAUAGACGAGAAGACCAAAGUGCGCAUUAGCAAGACUUUGCAGAAGAACUUGCAGAAACAGCAGCAGUAUGGAGGCGCCACUAGUAUAAGGAGACAAGUGUCUGGUACUGCGUCGUCUGUUGCGUUUACGCCGUUGCAGGGUCUCGAGAUCGUGAAUCCGCAAGCGGCAGAAACUCGUGUCAACGAAGCUAAUGCCAAAUACUUUUCGAACACAUCGGGAUUCUUGUCUGUCGGCAAGAAUACGACAUAAAGUGCUUUUCAUCCCACUCUAGUGUUAUAUUAGAAGUUUUGUGAAUAAAUUGUGACCGGAGAGCAAA
Molecule: messenger RNA, 1634 nt
Organism: Helicoverpa armigera (cotton bollworm)
Lineage: Eukaryota; Metazoa; Arthropoda; Insecta; Lepidoptera; Noctuidae
Gene: Prp31
Product: U4/U6 small nuclear ribonucleoprotein Prp31
Exons: 9
Coding region: 74-1567 (497 amino acids)
Biological process (GO): spliceosomal tri-snRNP complex assembly; mRNA splicing, via spliceosome
Cellular component (GO): U4 snRNP; precatalytic spliceosome; U4/U6 x U5 tri-snRNP complex
Source: RefSeq, a predicted model, not a curated record